Messenger RNA from Bactrocera latifrons, 1384 nucleotides. RefSeq names its product NSFL1 cofactor p47 (gene p47). Gene Ontology annotation, molecular function: ubiquitin binding. The transcript has 6 exons. The record is from RefSeq and is a predicted model, not a curated record. NCBI's taxonomy places the organism in Eukaryota, Metazoa, Arthropoda, Insecta, Diptera, Tephritidae. Bases 95 to 1297 code for a protein of 400 amino acids. Gene Ontology annotation, biological process: proteasome-mediated ubiquitin-dependent protein catabolic process; membrane fusion; autophagosome assembly. Gene Ontology annotation, cellular component: nucleus; cytosol.
CCUUCAAUUGAUUUUGUAUUAAAUCUGUGAAAUCAUUGUUUUAAUUUCUUAAUUCCGUGCAGCGAGAAGAAAAUAAGAUUUGAAUGCUAAAAAUAUGUCUAACAACGAUGAAUUGAUCGCACAAUUUAUUGAAAUAAGCGGUGGAGAUGAAAAUGUCGCCAGAUUUUAUUUAGCAAGUUCCAAUUGGUCGCUAGAGGAUGCACUUUCUAAUUUCCUUGGCAAUCAAGUUGAUGGAGAGGGUGUAAACGAUGAACAACCAACUGAACGAAAUUCAGGAGGAGCGAAUAUUGAACCAGCAGCUACAAAUUCAAGUAGUCGGGUGCGAUCAGAAACUGGUGCCGCAGACAGUUUUACUAAGAAAAGCUCAGAUAAACCAAAAGUAGCAACAUUAAAUGAUAUGACAAAGCGUACAUCUAACGAGGAAGAAGGACAAGCGUUUUAUGCUGGUGGUUCGGAACGUUCAGGCCAGCAAGUUUUGGGACCACCAAAACGUAAAAAUUUCCGCGAACAGUUAACUGACAUGUUUCGAAUGGCACAAGAACACAACACCGGCGAAUCUGCUAGUACUUCCACCGGUCAAUCAACUUCUGGUGCUGUACAAUGGGGUCAAGGUGUACGGUUGGGCAUGACCGAUACAGACCAUUCCAUCGUAGGUUCGCAACAGGAUGAUGGUAAUGCAACGGGAGAAAAAAGACCUAUUGUUGUACUUAAAUUAUGGAGCCAAGGAUUCUCCAUUGAUGAUGGUGAACUACGUCUAUAUGAUGAUCCCGAAAAUAAAGAGUUCUUAGAAACUGUUAUGCGCGGUGAAAUACCUCACGAAUUAUUUGAAAUGGGAUGGGUUGUUAAUGUAGACGUGGAGGAUCAUCGCCACGAGGAUUAUAAAAGGAAGACAGUCCCACCUAAAUUUAAAGGUUCCGGUCACACACUGGGAAGUCCCACACCAAACAUUGAAGGAGCAGCAUCCACAACACCAGCUUCAAAUACUGCAAAACCAACAACAGCUGUUAAUGUUAAAGAAGAUGAAAGCGCCGCUAAAGCAAACCUUAAGAUUGAUUCUUCUCAGCCAACAACGACGUUGCAAAUACGUCUAGCUGACGGUUCUCGUUUAACCGCCCAAUUUAAUCUCAAUCACACAGUUGCUGAUAUACAUCGCUACAUAAUUAAUGCCAGACCACAAUAUGCCGAGGGUAAUUUUAGGUUAGUGUCCUCAUUCCCAACCCGUGAACUUACGGAUGAAGCUGCAACGAUUGAAUUAGCUGGUCUAAAAAAUGCGUCAAUAAUGCAGCGACUGAACUAAAUUGUAAACCUUAUAUACCCACUGAAUACAAUUUUUUCAACUUAUUGAUAAAAAUAACAUUAAAGUAAUAAAAUGCAACUACAUAAA